Leptidea sinapis is the source of this 1057-nucleotide messenger RNA. It is a transcript of the gene GSTd2, whose product is annotated as glutathione S-transferase 1-1-like. Gene Ontology annotation, biological process: glutathione metabolic process. The record is from RefSeq and is a predicted model, not a curated record. Gene Ontology annotation, molecular function: glutathione transferase activity. The transcript is spliced from 5 exons. NCBI's taxonomy places the organism in Eukaryota, Metazoa, Arthropoda, Insecta, Lepidoptera, Pieridae. The coding region runs from base 161 to 811 and encodes 216 amino acids.
UUGCAGUCAACAGUGAGCAAGUCAUUUAAAAUCUGGAAAGCACCGGUAUAUGCGUCAUAGUCGACGGCGCGGUAUAAAUUCGUGGCGCCCCCACUGGCAACGUUUACAAUCACUUGAACACCGCGAGAGAAGAACGCGUCAAUCCUAAAUUAUCUUAAAAAUGCCAGUGGAUCUUUACUACGUGCCCGGCUCGGCUCCGUGCAGAGCCGUCCUCCUCACCGCCAGGGCUCUCAACCUCAACCUCAAUCUGAAGCUGGUGGAUCUACACCAUGGGGAACAACUGAAGCCUGAGUACUUGAAGCUGAACCCCCAGCACACCGUGCCCACCCUGGUGGAUGACGGGUUCUCCAUCUACGAGUCGCGAGCCAUCAUCACCUACCUGGUGAACAAGUAUGGCAAGGGCAGCACUCUGUAUCCCGAAGACCCUAAGGCGCGGGCGCUAGUCGACAUGCGCCUUUACUUCGACAUCGGAACUCUUUAUCAGAGAUUCAGCGACUAUUUCUACCCACAAGUGUUCGGCGGUGCCCCAGCUGACAAGGACAAGCUAACCAAAGUGGAGGAUGCUCUCAAACUGCUAGACACCUUCCUCGAGGGCCAGAAGUUCGUGGCUGGGCCCACCCUCACCGUAGCAGAUCUCAGCAUCAUCGCUAGCGUCUCCAGCUUCGAAGCGUCUGAUAUUGAUUUCAAGAAAUUCGCAAACGUUAAACGGUGGUACGAGUCUGUUAAAACCUCCGCUCCCGGCUACCAAGAAGCUAACGAGAAAGGUUUAGAUGCCUUCAAAGCUCUUGUGAACAGCAUGAUGAAGAAGUAACCAUUCAUUAGCAUUUCAGUUCCUUUACAUUGUUAACAAAAUCAGUGUUGUUUUUCAAAUUUUAUUGUGAAAAUGAUAAAAUCUAAGUUGUUGCAGCCUGAAAUUUGUAUAGGUUAAGUGCUUACCCACACUGAUUAAGUAUUUUAAGAUACAUAACCAAAUGGUUCAACACGAAGAAAUUUUAUAUCAAUACUUACAUUCCGUUAUAAGAACUAGGAAUAAGUCACAAUAAAACAAACUAUUUUA